AUGGAACGACUGUUACUAGCAAAGAAUCUAUCGCUUUUACUAGCAUACGAUACAGCUCUCUUUUUUAAUCCAGCACAAUGUGCCAAGCUUAUGAACCAUCCAGCUUUCAAAAUGUAUAUGGACCGUUGCACUAUUGAUAGUCUCAAUGCCAAUAAUUGUGAUGGGUUUUGGACAUUUCUCAAAAAGGAUGAUUACAACCAAAUGACCAACGUUAGAAUCGUACACAGACACUCUCAUAAUAUGAUGGAUCGGGAAUGGGAUAGAGCCACAUACAUCAAUUGCACAAAGUUGGAGAUUCAUUUAAUGGACCAAUCAAAUCCACCUAUGCUCUUGAAGGCUCACUUUAUGUUGGAUUUCGUCAUGCCAUUUAUCUAUCGACAUCGUUCAGUCAAACAUCUCACCAUUGGAUUCCCUCGACUACGAGAGUAUUUUAAAAAUCUAGAUGAUGACUAUAACUCUGACCCGACCAAUGAAAAAGUAGAAGAAUUCUUUGAUGCUUUGGAAGAAAUGGAGCAAUUGGAAUCACUUACCAUUUUCGAUUUUAGUUUCAAUUUCGUCAUGAAAUACAAUCAUGAAAUUGAUAGUGAACCCACCAUCGAACAUACAAAUCACCUUAUUGAAGAUGAUAGUGAAAUAGAGUUUGAUUAUUUAUUACAAGAUUACUUUAUCGACUAUGUCAAAUCAAAAAUAUCAACCAACCCCGAUCGAUCUUUUGUACUUAGAAUUUAUGAAGAAGAAGAUUACUAA
Messenger RNA from Cavenderia fasciculata, 747 nucleotides. RefSeq lists its product as uncharacterized. The transcript has a single exon. NCBI's taxonomy places the organism in Eukaryota, Evosea, Eumycetozoa, Acytosteliales, Cavenderiaceae. Bases 1 to 747 code for a protein of 248 amino acids. The record is from RefSeq and is a predicted model, not a curated record.